GGUCCCCCCCCAUCCCCAUCCACUUUUGGGGUGAAAUCAGCUCAUUUCGGGGUGGGGGGUAGGAACCAAAGAUCCCCGGAACCUUCGCUGCGCGCUUGGGUCCGCCCCGGAAGUGACGCGGCGCGGGCCGGCCGAGGCGCGCAGCGCGGUCGGUGUCGCAGCCAAAGGGGCCCGGGCUGCCGCGGGGGGGUGUCUCGGAGCUGAUUCGGGGUGUCCCCUCCCCCUUUUCCAGCCCCGCGGGAGCCCCCGGCCCGCCCAUGGCCGAGGGGGGGGCCCCGGCCCCCGAAGAGGCGCCCAAAGGCGCCCCCGAAGAGGCGGGGGGGGCCCCCCUGGAGCGCCCCCCCCCCGGCCCCGCCGCGCCCCCGCCCGCACCCGCCUGCGCAACCGGCGCUUCGCGGCGCUGCGGGCGCUGCUCAGGGACGGUGACUACUUCAGCGAGGAGGCGAUGCGGGCGCGGGAGCCGCUGCUCUACCAGCACUACAUCGGGCAGUACCGGGGGGGGCGCCCGCCGCCGGGGGGGCCGCUCUGCCCCUGGGGGGGCCCCGCCCGGCCCCGCAGCCCCCCCCCGGCGCCGCGCUCGCUCUCGGGGCUGCUGCUGCGCUCCAUGGACGAGGCGGCCGUGCUGGAGCGGCUGCGGCAGCAGCGCCUCAGCCACGGCGAGGAGGAGGGGGGCUCGUCCCCCCCCCCCAGCCCGGACGCGGCCGAGCGGGAGCUGCUUCGGGCCGAGUUCGUGUCCCGCAUGUUCCAGCGCUUCCUGGACGGGCAGGACGGGGACUUCGACUACAGCCAGGUGGACGGGAACGCGGAGCUGGACGACCUGGAGCUGGCGGAGCGGGACGCGGAGGAGCGCUACUUCGACGCCGAGGAGCCCAGCGCCGCCCCCCCGCUCCAAUAAAGGGGGACCCCCCCCCCAAAAAACC
Molecule: messenger RNA, 920 nt
Organism: Strigops habroptila (Kakapo)
Lineage: Eukaryota; Metazoa; Chordata; Aves; Psittaciformes; Psittacidae
Gene: CCDC97
Product: coiled-coil domain containing 97
Exons: 5
Coding region: 446-895 (149 amino acids)
Source: RefSeq, a predicted model, not a curated record